This is a messenger RNA of Caenorhabditis bovis, 3534 nucleotides long. Lineage: Eukaryota; Metazoa; Nematoda; Chromadorea; Rhabditida; Rhabditidae. The record is from the annotation of a GenBank genome assembly.
AUGCUCUACAGUCACGUCACGCUGCUUAUGCUUCGUGUCGUCGACGUCGUCGCGAAGACGACGGUCCAGCAAUCGGCGCGGAUGCUCGUCGCCGAGAUUCACGGCGAAAUCCAAAUCGGCGCCCUGUUCCCGAUUCAUCGACAAAUCGCCGGCUCGGAGAGCUGCGGCGAGAUCUGGGAACAGUACGGCAUUCAGCGCAGCGAGAUCGCCAUGCUCACCGUCCGACAGAUCAACGAGGAGUUGCCGUUCAAACUAGGCCUAAGUAUACGCGAUUCGUGUUGGAGCGAACGAAUAGCAAUGGAGCAGACGAUCGCGUUCCUACGAGAAGGUGUCGCUCAGUGCUCGUGCUGUCAAACUCCCGGCUGCAACAAGAAGAGUGUGCCGGUGGUGGCCGUCAUUGGGCCCGGCAAAAGCUCGUCGACAAUUGCUGUCCAGAAUCUACUACAGGUGUUUCGGAUUCCACAAGUCGGAUAUUCGGCGACGACUCCCGAUCUCUCCGACAAAGAGCAGUUCGGCUAUUUCCUUCGCGUUGUGCCGUCGGACGUAUUCCAAGCGCAAGCAAUCAACCAUCUCCUUCAUCAUUUCAACUGGACCUAUGUCGCCGUGCUCUAUUCAGCGGGCAACUACGGCGAAAAGGGAUUCGAGAGUCUUGAGCGACUCGUCGGACAGAAAUCAUCGAAUGUGUGCAUCGCUUAUCAGGAGAAAAUCAAGACAUUGGCCAGCGAUGAGGAAUAUCGAAAGGUUCUUCUCAGUUUGUCUUCUCAGAAAGUGCGUCCGCAGGUUGUCGUUUGCUUCUGCGAAGGCGCCUCUAUGCGCCAAUUCUUCAAGGCCCAACAAUUUUUGGCAAAAAAGACGAGAACUUUUAAGAGAUUCCAAUGGAUCGGAUCCGAUGGUUGGGCUGAUCGCAACGAUGUCGUCGAAGAGCUUGAACAAGAAGCUGAAGGGUCAUUCUCGAUUCGGAUUCAUGCGCCAAAAAUUCCCGGAUUUCGCCAAUAUUACACGUCGCUUCACCCUGAAAAUAACACCCAAAAUCCGUGGUAUCGAGAGUUUUGGCAGCAGAAAUUCAAUUGUCAAUUUGCGGUUUCCAAGGAGGACAAAAACAACGAGAACAUCAAAAUUUGCACUGGCGACGAGAAUUUGGACGAAAACUACAAAGAGGACCCGAAACUGUCGCAAGUGAUCAACUCGAUUCGAGUGGUUGCCCUCGGUCUCAAAGCGAUGUACUAUGAUCGAUGCAGGGACAAUUCGACGUUGUGCACCGAAAUGCUCUCAAGAAACGGCACUCUGCUCUACGAAUACCUGCUGAAUGUGACAUACAGCGACCAGUUCAAACAGCCCGUUUAUUUCGACAGAAAUGGCGAUCCGCCAGCAUGGUAUGACAUUUUGAAUUAUCGCGGCACCACAGACAUUGACAAUCCGUAUAAUGAGGUCGGCUCAUUCAAAUCUGUGAACAAUGACGGAAAAGCCGAGCUGGCGAUGUCGUCUGAUAUCAUGUUCUUCGACAAAACCGGACGAUUGCCGGAAUCGGUGUGCAGCAAACCGUGCGGAAUUGGUCAAAGGAAGCGCGAAACCAUGGCGUGUUGUUGGAUUUGCGAAAAUUGUCUAGAAUUUCAAUUUGUGAAUAUCACCAGAAAUCAGUGUCAGAAUUGUUCGCUGGGAUUUUGGCCGAAUGCGAAUCGAACAGACUGUGUCCAAAUCACACCAGAAGAAGUGUCAUGGAAAUCAUUCGGCCAUAUUGCCGCUCUGAUCCUCGCAAUUAUGGGCAUCAUUACAACCAUCGGCACAUUUUGUGUGUUCCUUCGCCACAAUUCGACGCCCGUAGUGAAAAGUACCACUCGUGAGCUUAGUUAUAUAAUUUUAUCCGGUCUUGUUGCUUGUUACGCGGUGUCUUUUGCAGUUUUGGCAACGCCAUCAUCAAUAUCAUCGCUUCUCACAAAAACCAAUCGAAUCGCGCGAAUUCUCGCAGGUAGCAAAAAACGGAUUUUGACGAAAAAACCGCGAUUUUUGUCGACAUUCUCUCAGGUUGUCAUCACUUGGAUACUUGUCGGAAUUCAGUGUGUCAUUGUUGCUGUUGGUUUGAUGCGCGAUUGGCCGUACGCGACAUAUGCCAAAUAUGCACUUCCUAGGCAAUUAAUUCUGGAAUGCGACACGGAGACCAAGUCAUUUCUCAUACCAUUCUUUUGGGAUUUCUUCCUUAUUUCACUUUGCACAUUAUAUGCUUUCAAAACUCGAAAUUUGCCCGAAAAUUUCAACGAGGCCAAAUUUAUAGGAUUUACAAUGUAUUGCACGGUGGUUGUAUGGAUUGCGUUCCUCGUACUUCAUAUGGGCACCAUUCAUAAAGCGCUCGUAAUGAGCUUCUCCUAUUCAUUAUCCGCUUCCGUCGCACUCGCUCUUCUCUUCUUUCCCAAAUUAUAUAUUAUCAUUGUGCAUCCCGAGAAGAAUAUUCGAGCCUCUUAUACGACGACGAAGCUCAUUCGAUGUCAUUUUGGCAAUUCGCAAGCUGCUUAUGACAGCACAAGUAAACAGCAACAUCUCGGCUCGAAGACAACUCAGCGAACAUCGAUGCAGAGCGGAUCCGCAAGUAAAUCAUCAAGUAUGGCUGGUGGAGUGACUCGAACAGCUUCUGUUCAUGUUCCGGCGCCUAGGGGAAGCACUCAUUCAACGGAUGCUUGCACACAAACAGAAACGACCAACAAAUUCACGCGCAGUUUUUCGAUUGUCGGCCGCAAAAAGCCGGGACUCGAUGACGAUGUGCAGCAGCUCGUUGAAGCGUGUCGACGAUAUCAGGAUGAGCGCAUCAAUUCGUCGGCAGCGAAUCUUUUGCUCGAGGAGUCCGAAGACGAGCAUGCGAACGGUACUCUCGACGGUCGCCGGCAAAGGCGUUGUGCCGAGUUCGACGACGCCGUCGGCGCCGCCGCAGGAGGACAAGGACGGCAACUUCGAACAGUUGCUGAGGAGCCGAGGUGUUCAGCCGCUCAAUUUCUCGCAGGCCACACCGCUAUAAUGAUGAGUCGAAGCAGCAGCAGUCGAAGCCGGAACAGCAGCGCGAAUCCGUCGCCGACGCCGUCGAUCGCCGCUUCGUUGUCCGAUGAGGAGCUCGCGCAGAUCUCCGUUCGACAGCUCAAUCAGAAACUUAUGGGUCAAGAUCGCAGUUUGGUGAUGGAAUUGAAGCAGAAACGACGAACUCUUAAGAAUCGCGGAUAUGCAUUGAACUGCCGAGCUCGCCGAGUUCAGAAUCAAAUGAAACUUGAGGCCGACAAUCUCGUUCUGCGCAAUCAGGUAAAAAAUCUUCGCGCCGCUCUUCAUCAAGCCCAAUUACGUCUCCAAUUCUACGAGCCGUCAACCAUGUUCGAAUAUCCGGCCACCAUGGCGCAACCAAUGCAAAUAAUGGCCCCAAUUAGUCCGCAAUUCUACAACGAUUCGCCACUUCCGCACCAAAGCCACCAAUUCGAUUUCCAGCAGCAGACUCUCGAUCACCAACAUCAUAUCAUGCCAACCUCGCCGGACUCACCGGAAUUCAAACCAUACUACUAA